This is a messenger RNA of Dichotomopilus funicola, 1473 nucleotides long. RefSeq lists its product as uncharacterized. The record is from RefSeq and is a predicted model, not a curated record. Lineage: Eukaryota; Fungi; Ascomycota; Sordariomycetes; Sordariales; Chaetomiaceae. The coding region runs from base 1 to 1473 and encodes 490 amino acids. The transcript is spliced from 6 exons.
AUGGAAGCCUUCGUGCGGGAAGCGUUUAUGCUUCUCGGCAUUGGUCUGUUUGUUAUUGGCCUUCGCCUGUAUGUUCGGAUUAGUGCGGUAGGAUGGAAGCGGCUCCAUGCUGAUGAUUAUCUCAUGGUUGUGGCGGCGAUAGCGUACUCGAUCGAGACAUAUCUCGCCUAUUCGGUGGGGGCAUUUUGGCACGGGCUAGCCAACAAUGCCAUGACGGACGAGCAGCGUCGGCUGCUGGACCCGGGGAGUGAGGAGUACCACUUGCGAGUCAAUGGCUCCAAGACGCAGGUAGCCGGGUGGUCGACUUACACGUUUUUGCUUUGGGUCAUCAAGGCGGCCAUGUGCACGUUUUAUCUCCGUCUUACGGACGGUCUAGGUAUGGAGAAGCGCAUCUACGCCGGCUUCGUGCUCAUCGUGGCGACUUGGAUUGCUGUGUUAUUCUCUAUUCUCUUCGGGUGCUAUCCGUUCGAAAAGAACUGGCAGAUUUACCCCGACCCUGGGAACGCCUGCCAACCCGCCAUCUCCAAGAUUGACAUCUUUGUCACGGUCGUCCUCAACGUCGUCACAGAUCUCUAUCUACUCAGCAUCCCCAUCCCCAUGCUCUGGGGCUCCUCACUGCGGCCAAUGAAGAAGGCCGGUCUGAUUUUUAUAUUCUCCGGCGGCAUCUUUGUCACGGCAGCGGGUAUCCUGCGUUGCGUCCUCAUUCUCACCGACCCCGUCAACGGCGCGCAACAAGCCGGCUCCUGGGCCGUCCGCGAAACCUUCGUCGCAGUCGUCACCUCCAACCUCCCCAUGGUCGCAUCCGUAAUCGCCAAAUGCUUCCGCCCCAUCCUCGGCACCCUCCGCUCUCUCUCCACCUCAGCCCACAAUCACAACAAGCCCUCCAAACUCUCCGGCAGCGACGGCGGCAUGGGAUUUCAUCUCGAAAACAAGAACCCGCGCCGCGGUAUGGGCCCGCGCAGCGUGCACCCCAUCCCGAAUUUCACGAUGAACGGGAGUGAUGAGGAGAUUUAUGGCGGUGCGGCUGGGGGCACUGAUGGCGAGAGCGGACAUACCACGGCGUAUGACGAGACUGAUCUCGAGGCUGGACAUCACCAUCAUCAUCAUCAACAUCAUACCCACCCUCCCCAGCAGCAACAGCCACCGCUUCCACCAAAAACCUCAGGAUCCAUCACAGCCACCGUUCCACCGCAAUCCCCAAUCCGUGAAGGCGUCAUCGUCAAGCAGACAUCUGUCGAAGUAGUCGAGACCACAACAACAGCGACAACAAAAAGGGGGGGUAUGCUGGUGGGUGCGGGUAUGGGUAUGGGUGCGGGUAUGGGUAUGGGUGCGGGUGUGGAGGAUGUGGGGGAUUAUUAUUUGGUGAGGCAGUCUCAGCGGGAUGCGGAGAGGUUGGCAGAGUUGGCGCAGGGGCAAGGACAGCUAGGCGCAGGGAUAGGGGGGUUGAGGAAGGGGAGUGUUGGGGGGAGGUAG